AUGCUCAUUAAGAAAUGCUCUGAACAUCUUAAAACAUUCCUCGCAUCCAAUGCCACUUUCGAGAUAAUAUAUGGUCAACGGCAAAUCAACAAUAUAGAUAGAUUACUAGUGCUAGAUUCGUCUUUCAAUCCACCUCACAAUGGCCACUUAAAUUUGAUAAGAAAGGCGGCACAACGUUACAGAGAUAGUAGACUGCAUAUCGUAUUAUUGCUUUCCCUCAACAACGCCGACAAAGAAGUUAAACCAGCUGCUUUCGAUAAGAGGCUCGAUAUGAUGUGCCUAUUUUGCGACUCCCUCGAAAAAGACGCGAUGAAGACUUCUGUCGCAGUUACCACAUAUGGCAAGUUUGUCGAGAAGUCUAAAGUCAUACACAACAAGCUCGGAGAUGGGUUUCAAGUUGUUUAUUUGGUGGGAUUCGAUACGAUCACAAGAAUAUUCGACCCCAAAUACUAUGCACCAAGCUUGGUGGCCGAGGCUCUCGCUUCAUUCAUGGAUAAGACUGAAUUGUACUGUCUCACUAGAGGUGGUAACUCCGAAAUUGAGCAGCAGUUAAACUACCCAGAAGAUAUCGCAAAAGGCGAAUACGAGCCUGAAAUCCCGCGCAUUUGGCAUCAAAAAAUUGUGGUGGAACAGAACACCCCAAACGCCAAUGAAAUAUCAUCCACGAUAGUCAGGAGCAUGAUAUCGAGCGGAGAACGAGGUGCAAUAGCUUUAAUGCCAAAGGUAAUUUACGAGUACGCUCUUCAAAAACAAGACGGGCUCACCAUUUUCGAAGUGAAAAAGUGA
Lachancea lanzarotensis is the source of this 786-nucleotide messenger RNA. It is a transcript of the gene POF1, whose product is annotated as LALA0S11e00694g1_1. Gene Ontology annotation, molecular function: nicotinamide-nucleotide adenylyltransferase activity; ATP hydrolysis activity. NCBI's taxonomy places the organism in Eukaryota, Fungi, Ascomycota, Saccharomycetes, Saccharomycetales, Saccharomycetaceae. Gene Ontology annotation, cellular component: nucleus; cytoplasm. Bases 1 to 786 code for a protein of 261 amino acids. The transcript has a single exon. The record is from RefSeq and is a predicted model, not a curated record.